AUGAGAGUACGACUAUAUUUUCUAAAUCCGACUUCCUUCACAUAUCAGUAUAUCGAAAUUUUUACCUCCAAACGGGAAACUGCACAAAUGACUACGAGCGUAACAGAAGACCAAUAUAUUCGCACGUUGGCUCAGUACAUUCGUUCGAACGAACGACGGAUAUUUACAAAUAAUUCAAAUAAUUCUUCAUCUCCGUCUUCGUCUUCGUCAGUCCUAACUGGCCACAGAAGGUCAGAUAGUAGUGGCAGUUUCUCCAUGACCAAUCUUUGGUCCUUUUCUGCAGCUUUGACCAGCUCUUAUCUGAAACAAGCCGUCUCGACAGCACCAACCACCCCAACUUCACCCUCGGGCUCUGCAGGCAGCCCCAAAAAUAUUUUGGUCACCCUUGAUCUUCACCACUUAUAUCUUUUACUAGUGCGGUUUAGUGAUUUGGGUCUCGAUGUUGGCCCUUUUGAAGCAUUCGCUGAUAGUAAGCGGAGUGAAGGUGACAACAUCGAUAUUGACAUAAACGACCCUGUGGAGACAAUGUCAGUUGCAUCCGUGAAUUCGGUUAGUUCGGUGUCGUCCGCCAUGUCCUCGCUAUCACUGUUUUCAGGAUGGCAGGGGUGGUACAAUGCCGCUCAAAAGAAUGAAAGUAUUCCAAUAAAGCAAGAAGUACAUUACAUAUAUCGUGCAUUUACCAAACUUUCUGGCCUUAAGCUUGCUGUCAAUAUACAAAAAAGGAUUGAUGGUUCGGAUAAUUGGUCCAUCAACUCCAUAUUACCUUUACCCUUUUUUAAACAAUUAACUCACUUGGAAGUCAACGGGAUAGCUCCGAAAAUGCUUGAUGGAUGGGAUGUAUUGCAAGAAAAAUUGGAAUAUUUAUCGUUGCAACAAGGAUCGAUUGACGACAUCUAUGAGUUAUUCGUUGAUAGUGUGGUUGACGGGCUGAAAAGAAGACAAAAAGACAUUAAAGCCGACUCAGGUGAUAAUGAAUCCCUCGACGGCGCAGGAAAAUCCGUGGAAUCUCGGAGAGUUCUGGUCGAUUACUCGCCGGAUAGCAUCUUGCCGCCCAGGAUUUGGGUUCAACUAAAAACAAUAAUCCUUUCGGACAAUUCACUCACCUUCGUUGCAAAUGAACCGCUUUCUUAUCUAACCGAGUGCGUGCACUUGGACCUAUCGAACAAUCUAUUAAUUGCUGUUCCAUCCGGACUUUCUCAGUUGUUUAACCUUCAACAUUUGAACCUGAACAAUAACAUGAUAGAGACAGUAACCGGCAUUUAUCAGAUUCUUAAUAAUAUUACGAGACUAGAUUUAAGAAAUAAUCGAAUUGAAAAUCUGUGCGGACUAGAGAGAUUAUGGUCUUUAGAGCAUGUGGACGUACGUGAGAAUCGAUUAAAUGAUUGGGAAGAAGUCAAAAGAAUGACGGAUCUACAUGGAAUAAAACAUAUUUACGUGGAGGGUAAUCCAUUCACAAAGUUCCAGCCAAAUUACCGAGUCAACAUCUUCCAGGCUUAUCGCGAUCACGAUAUCGACGUCAUUCUAGACGGCGCAGGUCCUUCGUAUAGUGAGCGCCGUCAGUUAACAAAUAAUCGACCUAUCCCGACUUCACACCAUACACCUGUGGCUGUCAUAAGCGGCGAUACACCGCUUUCCACUA
This is a messenger RNA of Acaulospora morrowiae, 1639 nucleotides long. The record is from the annotation of a GenBank genome assembly. NCBI's taxonomy places the organism in Eukaryota, Fungi, Glomeromycota, Glomeromycetes, Diversisporales, Acaulosporaceae.